Molecule: messenger RNA, 781 nt
Organism: Effrenium voratum
Lineage: Eukaryota; Dinophyceae; Suessiales; Symbiodiniaceae
Source: the annotation of a GenBank genome assembly
AGCCUUCUUGGCUUAAUCCAAAACUUGGCACGUGGGCAUCUCCAUCGGCCUGGUGGGCAGGCGAGACGAGCGACGAGCCCCGAAAGGCCAUGGAGGGCCUGGCGCAGCUGCGGAGCUCGGUGAAGCCCUGGGACUUGGAGACCUGUGAUGCGCCGGCGGAGCCGUUCCCGUUGAAGGCGGUGCUUAACGCGGUCAAGGAUGUGAAAUCUGAGUCGACCUGCUCCACCGUCUCUAGCCUCUCUGACGUCUCUUACGUCGCUGUGGGGAGAAAUCCCGAGCGCGCGAUGCACGCAGCGAAGGCAAAGGAGCGUCUAGAGAAUUUUCUGAAGCAACACCACUUCCCCGGCGUGAACCUGUCGAGACGCUGCUUCCGGAAGCUUAGCGCUUGCCGUCAGGAGGUUCUUUUCCCGAUCCACCUGGCCGCGGAGCUUGGGGAGACCCAGGUCUUGCGGGAGUUGCUGGCCAGGGGCGCGGAGACGCAGCAGCGCAGCUCCCAGGGACACACUGCCCUGGACAUGGCUCGGCGCGCCAACGUUGGGGACUCGCACAGCACGAUCAUCGACCUCCUACAGAGCGAUGCGAAGAUCAUGAGUCUGCGGGAGUUCGUGCGUCUCAGUGAGAAGCCCGUGACAAAUGAGAAGCCCGUGACAAAUGAGAAGCCCGUGACAAAUGAGAAGCCCAUGACAAAUGAGAAGUCCGUAAGAAAGACGGACAGCAGAAGUCGUCGCUGCGAGAGCUUGUGAGCGUCCGGCAGGCGUUCUGCUUAUGAUCUGCUUGUGCU